GUGUCAUGGCGGGUGUGAUGGAGGCGGCUCGCAGGGGCCGAGGAAGCUGAGGGUGCGGUAGGGCCGCUGAGGUGGCACUGGCGGCUCAGGGAGGUGCUGCAGCCCUGGGGCUGACAGGAGCGCCCAGGCUGCGGGAGGAGCGGCGCCCUGCGCUAGCCCUGUGGGCGAGAGUGGACUCCGUGGCGGGGGAGGGCAGGGCCAGGCCCGGCCUCUCCUCAGACUCUCUUGCCGCCUGUUUCCAGCGGGAAUAUCGCCCUGGUGAUUUCCGAGGGAAAGAGCGGGACGGCGGGUACCUCGCUUCUGCGGGCGAGGACUUAUUAUCCAAAAUGCUUGAGUAAACUCUGAAUGUGUUUGGAGUUCGUGGAGAAGACGCGGGUAAAAGCGCCUUCUCGUGCUGAGAAUGGAUGAAGAGAGUCUGGAAGCGGCGAUCCAGAGCUACAACGCGCAGCUGGAGCAGGUGGAGCUGGCGCUGGGGGCGGGCCAGGACCCAUCGCAGCAGUCGGACCUGAUCCAGCUGCAGGAGGAUUUGAAGCAGCUCAUAGAACUGACCGAGUCGAGCCUGGUGGCUGUGAAAAAGAGCAAACUUCUGGCCACUUUGGACACAGAGGCCUCCUCCUCCUCCUCCCCAGCAGCUCUCCCAGGGCAGGAUUCCCACCUGGAGAGCUCUGCCCAAGAUGAUGAAUAUGCUGCUUUUAAGGAAGCCAUUGCUGGGCUUGGAACAGAUGAGGAGCCUCCAGCUGAUGACAACAAGAUCUCCUCGGAGAGAGGGGGAGAAACUGGGGAUAAAACCAAAUCAAAGUGCAGUGAAGAGGAGGAGGAGUCUGAGAGAGAGGAGGAGGAGGAGGAGGAGUUGAGUGGGAUGAAGGUUAAGGCCCCCUACUACAGCUCCUGGGGGACGCUGGAGUACCACAAUGCCAUGAUUGUGGGGACAGAGGAGCUGGAGGAUGGCAGUGCAGGGGUCAGGGUGCUCUAUCUGUACCCCACCCACAAGUCCCUGAAACCGUGCCCGUUCUUCCUGGAUGACAAGUGCAGAUUUCAGGAGAACUGUCGGUUUUCCCAUGGUCAGGUGGUGUCCGUGGAGGAGCUCCAGCCAUUCCAGGAGCCCGACCUGAGCAGUCUGGGGGUGGGCUCAGCCUGCCUGGCCAAGCACAGUGAUGGGAUCUGGUACACGGCCAAAAUCACCGAUGUGGACAGCGGCUACUACACGGUGAAAUUUGACUCCCUGCUCCUCAAGGAGGCUGUGGUGGAAGGGGACAGUGUCAUUCCCCCCCUGAGAAGUGAAGAUGCUGCUGAAUCUGGCGAGUCUGAUGAAGACAGUGUGGAUGAUUCUGGUUAUGCCAAAGUGAUAGAUUCAGGGGUUCCAGAGAACGGGGAGUGGACCCCUGCCUGCAGCUCCUCUUUCGGUGGCUGGGAGGCCCAUACUCGUGGCAUUGGCUCCAAACUGCUUGUUCAGAUGGGAUAUGAGUUUGGAAAAGGCUUAGGGAAGAAUGGCGAGGGCAGAGUGGAGCCAGUGCAGGCUGUGGUGCUUCCUCGAGGGAAGUCCCUGGACCAGUGUGCUGAGGUGCUUCAGAAGAAGAAGCAGGGGAAGCUGGAGCCAGGCAAAUCGAGGAAAUGCCGAGCAAAGGGAAGCAGCUCUGGAGAGGGGGGCGGCCGUAAGGCCCCGCGCAACGUGUUUGACUUCCUGAACGAGAAACUGCGCGGGAAGAGCACUGGGGACAGGGCUGGGGGCAUGGCUCUGCCCCAGAGGAACAGCAAAGAGAUCUACCACGCCAGCAAGAGCACCAAGAAGGCACUGAGUGUCAGCCUCUUCCAGACCACUGAGAAGAUUGAGCAAACCCAGAGGGAUAUCAGGGGAAUCCAGCAGGCCCUAGCGCGCAACGUCGGGAGGCACAGGAUUGCUACAGCUCAGCUGGAGGAGAAGCUGGCUGAUGCUCACAAGCAGCUGGGGCAGCUGCAGGCCCAGGAAGCCAGGCUGCAGCGGGAGCAGAAGAAAGCAGACACCCACAAGAAGAUGACUGAAUUCUAGGUGCUGAGGAAAGUGUUGGGCUGCAGGAGUUGUCCUUCUGGUGCUCCUGGCCUCAGAGCCUCGAUGAGCUGUCCUGCUCUGCUGGGCCUCAGGCUGCCUAGCCUAAAACUGGGCAAAAAAGCAGCAGUUUCUGGAUGCCUCUGAGCUCUUCUGGGAGUGGGAGGAGUGCACAUCCGUCCAGACCUGAAAGUAUUCAGUGAGCUGGGCCUUGGAUGAGGCCUAGCUACAAGGAAUACAAUUCUCUGCUCUCUUGCACACUUCUUUCCUUAAUUUUCCCUGCAGUAGCAACCCCAUCCAGAGUCUGUGGGUGCUCAGGUGAUGACACUGCUGGUUACAAACCAGCUAAGGGGGCUUGGACAGCCCCACAUCUUGCCAUUAACUGUGGCUUCUAUCUGUGGCCACCUGCCAAGCACAGGUGCAGGCAGGGUCCCAAGCAUGGCUGGGUGAAAACAUCAAAGGUCAAGUGCUUUAGCUGCUCUCUGCCUUCUGGUUUUUACUGUGGGAUUUGUCUGAGAACUCUAUUUUUUUGGGGGGGAGCAGUUCUUUGUAGCCCUAGUGUAAGGAAGAGACAGAAAACUCUCAGCUUUUGGGAACCAGUGGCCUGGAGCAUCAGAUUUCAGCAGUUUGACUAAGAGUAUCCCAGGUCAUGCUGUAGCCAAACUCACUGGUUUGGCAUGGAAGCUGCCUGGUUCCAGUAGAGUGCCAUAGCUGGGGGAAUGAGCCAGCAGCAUAACAGAAUUCCCAAACCUAUCCAGUAACAGCUCCAGGGAACCUUGUGAUUUUUGCCACCGUUAGUUGGGUUUUUCUGUCCAAGGUGGCUCACUGAGCACAGGUCCUUUUACUAAAAAACCUCAGGACCCAGAUCCAGGUUGGGCUGGGCCCUGGAUGAGCACAAAGAGCAGGAUCUGUGUGAGCCCUGCAGUGGGAGAGCUUGGAGCUGGGCUGGGAGCAGGCCAGGCAAGCCAGAUGGUCUUCCCUGCAAGGUGGGAAGUGUUUGGACAGGAAGGAUGUCCUCUCCCCUUGGUUUCAUUGUGUGUUGGUGGUGGCCAGUCCUUGCCUCAGAUGAGAUGCUGGUUUAAUAAUCUGAUGGGAUUUCUACAUU
Molecule: messenger RNA, 3128 nt
Organism: Ficedula albicollis (Collared flycatcher)
Lineage: Eukaryota; Metazoa; Chordata; Aves; Passeriformes; Muscicapidae
Gene: ZGPAT
Product: zinc finger CCCH-type and G-patch domain containing
Exons: 6
Coding region: 401-2026 (541 amino acids)
Biological process (GO): regulation of transcription by RNA polymerase II; negative regulation of DNA-templated transcription
Cellular component (GO): nucleus
Molecular function (GO): DNA-binding transcription factor activity, RNA polymerase II-specific; metal ion binding; RNA polymerase II cis-regulatory region sequence-specific DNA binding
Source: RefSeq, a predicted model, not a curated record